UGGCAUGUGACCCAUCAAAUUUCUUGGAAUUUUAUACAGAACGCGAUUAAAAGUCCCCUACAAUCUUUACACAAAUAUUUAAGUCACUAUAGCGAGCCUUGCAAAAAAACUGAAUUAGAACAAGUCCCUUGUGACAGCCCUUUAAGAAUCCAGAAUAUUCUCGAGUUAGUUUUACCUUAUGAACGAUUUACUAUUGAAAAAAAAACUAGUUCAAACGGUAAAAGAUAAACCUUGGACGACAAGGUUACCUCUAUACCGAGACCUUGCCAGCGGUACCAUACCCACCGCAGUCACAAUUUUGGACAGUACCGAAAAAUCCGUUCAUUCUUCGAUAACAUUUCGGGCGGGAAACAGAUCCACUCGCCCCACCGAAAAAAACCCAAACCGUAGUAGCACGUAGUGGAGAACGAGGAAAAAAAAACAAAACAAGACAGAAAAAAAAAAGAAAGAAAAUCCUUCUCCGGCGCGCCGAACAUCGUGGUAGGCCGAGGAACGCGCUUCUCACUCUUCGCACCGCGCUCAGUUGUUUUAGUAACGCGUUCGCGUUGCGCAAACUUAAGUUGGCUGUGCGCGAUAGUCGGACGGACGGGACUAACGACCGCGCCAAUUCGUUUGUCUUUUGUUUUUUUUUUUUUUUGGUUUUUCGAAAAAGCCGGCAAUUGUUUUUUUUUGGAUUUUUGAAAAAAUUGCUUUGAAAGGGAGCUCUUAACGUGGAUGGAUAAUUGGACAAGUGGAAAAGUGGGAUUUUUCUAUUGUGCCGACUGAAUGAUAUUUGGGAAUUGUUGCAUUGGUGGUGUGAGAGAGGAUACGAUUUUUUUUCAACUCCUAGAGUGUUGUGAUUGGUUACUUUUAUAAGUUGGAUUAUCGUGCUUUUUUUGAUAUUGGAUUAACUACUUUUAUGAUGGAUAAUUUUGGAUCUACAAAAAACCAGCGUUCAUGUUUUGGAGACGGUUCCAGAUCCAUAGGGAUAUAUCAAGGUGUCUGAAACCAGUGGUCCUUCAACAGUUGCCGUUAGGAUAGCAGCAAAGAUCAGCCCCCACGUACUGCCCCUUGGCGGGGGGCAAGAAUAUCCAAUGUCCGCUCUGGCGAUGCCCUUUAUCGAUAACGAUCUUCUAUGGAGUAGUGAUCACGAUGGCAAAAUGGUCGAUUUAUCCUCUUGUUUACAGGACGCCUCAGUGGCAAUUGGUACUCAAUCGCCUGCAACUAGUGCUAGUUCUACAGCUUUGGGCGAGUUAUGCCAGUCUGAUUUGACCAACUUCGUUCCUCCGAUGACGCAUGAAGGGGUGGCCGAUAACGCUCCCAUGGGGGAUGCUGAUGAUAUUUUUAAGCAUCUUAGUGAUACCACCGCUAUUGAGAUCGAGCAUAUAUUAAGCGAGUUCAAUACGACCUAUAUUAAGGAAGAAAACAACAACACGAUCGCCAAUGACCAGUGCAGUAGUAGUAACCCGGACUCUCCGCAGAGGUCGCCGUCGAUCGCCGAGCUGGGGCGUAAGUUCACCAUCGCGGCGGCCAACCCGAUCUUGGCGGAGAAACUGGCGACGCCUAGCGAUCAGAGUUUGAACUUGACGACGGCGCAUGCGUCCACGGACGGCAGGCAGUUGGCCACGCUCACGCCAAAAGUAGAGAAAGUUGAUAAGGAACAAAACAACUACCUGCACCAAUUGCUGUCGAGGCAAAGGAGUGAUAUCCAGCAUCCGUCCCUAUGCGAUUAUACCAGAAGAAAGGCUGUUUUUCCUAACACCACAGGAUCGUUACCGCCCAGCCCGGCGGACUCGGGCGUUUCGGACGUGGACAGUUCAUCUUCAGGGCACACGUCUACCGAUGAAUUGAAGGCGAGACUGCAGCCGUCGAUUCAUUCGCCUGUAGGCGGACUGUUUCCCAGGCAUCCCGCUUUAACGUGGAACACACCGUUACACCAGCAUGGCCAGAGGCAGAUGGGUCAACAGUUUUACCAACCGUUUUCCACGAAUUUGGACCCCUAUCAAAACUACCUGCUACAAGCUCAACAUCACCACGUGUCGACGCACCCCCACCAGUCGAUGCAUCAACAUCACCCGCAUAACCAGCACCCGUCGCCCUUCACCACCCCAACCCCGCCGUCCCCACCGCUCAGACACCACUCGGGGAUUCCCACGUCGGUGAUACAGGCGGCCACCAGUUCCGUCUACGACGACCCCUACCUACUGGGAUUCUCACCCAGGAAACUGAAGAAGGUGAAGAAACAAAGGCUUGGCGAGCCCGGUACUGCCCCCAAACGGAAAAGUCGCGAGGGUUCGACGACGUACCUAUGGGAAUUUUUGCUCAAACUGCUCCAGGACCGCGAGUACUGUCCGAGGUACAUCAAGUGGACAAAUAGGGAGAAGGGGGUGUUCAAACUGGUCGACUCCAAGGCGGUUUCAAGGCUAUGGGGGAUGCACAAGAAUAAACCAGAUAUGAACUACGAGACAAUGGGGAGGGCGUUAAGAUACUACUACCAAAGGGGUAUUUUAGCCAAAGUGGAUGGGCAACGUCUCGUAUACCAAUUCGUAGAAGUACCAAAAGACAUCGUAGAAAUAGACUGUACGGGGGCGGCGUGAACUUAAAAACACAACUGCCAAUAACUGCCCUAAUACUCAGCCCUACUACUAAAUCUGCCCAGUCGAAAGUACAAUUAUGGUUCUUAAAGACUAUUUUGAUAAGCAUAGUUUACAUACAACGUAGCGGCAAAUUGUGAAUCUUACAACGAAUUAAGAGGAUCCAGAGUUUAUUUAGGAGAAUUUCUUGAUGGAGGGAUAUCGUGGGCCCUGUUGACCAUCUACCACCCCUCCUAACGCCCGGAAGACUGCAAAAAAGAAUUUUACGUAGAAGAUUUUUUUGUACUGUAGAUCUCCUUAUUUAUAACAAGUAACGCGGUUCGAAAAGUGUGAGACGAAAAAUAUUGAUGAAUUUUACUAUUAAAGGUUGUGGUAAUUUAUAAGAGUUUAAUCAUUUGUUUUUUAUGGGUUUGUUACUGGAUGGAUGUCUGAGGACCAAAAUGCGUUUUUUUCCUUGUCAGCCCGUGAGUAUAUUAGAUAAAUAUAUAUUUUUUGGAAAUGUGGUUUAACAAAAAGGUGAAUUUUUGAAUUAUUUUUUGUGUGGUUCUCAUAUUUAGAGCACCCUAUUAUAUUGUUUAAAAAAUAAAUUAUUGUAAAAAGGAUUUUCCAGUUUCGAUAAGAGUAUUUUUAAAGUGUUGGCAGUUCCGGUCAUAACAGAAAUAGGAGCUAACUUCCUUAUUUUAAAUAAGAGGCUGUAUAUAUUUGUGCAUUUUUGGAUUCUCCGUAAAAUUCUAAGACAUUUAAUGGUCACAUGAUAUACUUUGGAGAAGUACUUUUUGAGAUAUAUUGUAUUAAAGAAAUAUCAUAUUUUAUAAGUUGACGUUGGUUUUCGGUAUAAUUGUAGUAUGCUGUUUUUAAUGUUAUUAAAUAGUGUUUUUCAAGGUGGCCUGAAUAAUUAACAAAAUUUUCAAAUUAGUAGCACUUCCGGUUUUACCGGAAAUAGGUGCUUAAUUUCCUAUUUUUAAUAGGAGACUCUAUAUAUUUAGAUCUAUAUAUAUUUGGCUUCUACAUGAAAUUUCAUGAAGUGUAUGACGUUUAUUUCCAGUUUAUCAAUAUUAUAGACAUUUCAAAAAUUCCUAAAAAAUAAGUUUAGGUCCAAGUAAAGACCCAGAAAUUAAGAGUCAAAAUUACCCGAUGAAAAAAAUUAUAAUUGACAAAAACGCUUUUGAAAAUUCUCAAAAAAAAUAUUUAGGACCGCUGUAUAGGAUUGAAAUUUUGUAUGUUUUAGCCAAGGGCUUAUACUAACUUUUUUUAAAGAAUCAUUUUUUUCUAAAUCUACAGGAUGUCCCAGAAAUUAAGAGUCAAAUUUAUCCAAUGAAAAAAAUACAAUUGACAAAAGCACUUUUGAAAAUUUUCAAAAAAAAUUAUUUAGGACUGCUGUAUAGUGUUGAAAUUUUAGUAUGUUUUAGUCAAGGGGUUAUACUAACUUUUUUUUCAAAACCAAAUUUUUCUAAAUGUACAGGAUGUUCCAGAAAUUAAGGGUUAAAGUUAUCCAAUGAAAAAAACUACAAUUGACAAAAGAACUUUUGAAAAUUCUCAAAAAAAAAAUAAUGGGACCGCUGUACAGGGUUGAGAUUUUAGUAUGUUUUAGACAAAGGGUUAUACUAACUUUUCUUUUAAAAUCACAUUUUUUCUAAAUGUACAGGAUGUCCCAGAAAUUAAGGGUCAAAAUUAUCCAUUGAAAAAAACUACAAUUGACAAAAGCACUUUUGAAAAAUUCUCAAAAAAAUAUUUAGGACUGCUGUACAGGGUUGUAAUUUUAGUAUGUUUUAGUCAAGGGCUUAUACUAACUUUUCUUAAUGAAUCAAUUUUUUUCUUAAUCUACAGGAGGUCCCAGAAAUUAAGGGUCAAAUUUAUCGACUGAAAAAAACUACAAUUGACAAAAGCACUUUUAAAAAUUCUCAAAAAAAUAUUUAGGACCGCUGUACACGAUUAAAAUUUUAGUAUGUUUUAGUCCAGGGCUUAUACUAUUUUUCUUAAAGAAUUACUUUUUUUCUAAAUGUACAGCAUGUCCCAGAAAUUAAGGGUCAAAUUUAUCCAAUGAAAAAAACUACAAUUGACAAAAACACUUUUGAAAAUUCUCAAAAAAAUAUAUUUAGGACCCCUGAACAGGGUUAAAAUCUUAGUAUGUUUUAGUCAAGGGCUUAUGCUAACUUUUUUUAAAAAAUUUUUUUUUUCCUAAUGUACAGGAUGUCCCAGAAAUUAAGGGUCAAAUUUAUCCAAUGAAAAAAACUACAAUUGACAAGAGCACUUUUGAAAAUUAAAAAAAAUAUAUAUUUAGGACUGCUGUACAGGGUUGAAAUUUUAGUAUGUUUUAGUCAAGGGUUUAUACUAGUUUCUCCAUAAGAAUUAAUUUUUUUUAUGUACAAGAUGCCCCAGAAAUUAAGAGUCAAAGUUAUCCAAUGAAAAAACUACAAUUGACAAGAGCACUUUUGAAAAAUUUUAAAAAAAUAUUUAAGACCGCUGUACAGGGUUAAAAUUUUAGUAUGUUUUAGCCAAGGGCUUAUACUAACUUUUCUUAAAGAAUCAUUUUUUUUCUAAAUCUACAGGAUGUCCCAGAAAUUAAGGGUCAAAUUUAUCCCUUGAAAAAAACUACAAUUGACAAAAGCACUUUUGAAAGUUUAAAAAAAAAUAUUUGGGACUGCUGUACAGGGUUGAAAUUUUAGUAUGUUUUAGUCAAGGGUUUAUACUAACUUUUUUUUAAAACAAAAUUUUUCUAAAUGUACAGGAUGUCUCAGAAAUUAAAGGUCAAAGUUAUCCAAUGAAAAAAACUACAAUUGACAAAAGCACUUUUGAAAAUUCUCAAAAAAAUAUUUAGGACCACUGUACAGGAUUGAAAUUUUAGUAUGUUUUAGCCAAGGGCUUAUACUUACUUUUCGUAAAGAAUCAAUUUUUUUCUAAAUCUAUAGGAUGUCCCAGAAAUUAAGGGUCAAAUUUAUCCAAUGAAAAAAACUACAAUUGACAAAAGCACUUUUGAAACUUCUCAAAAAAAAUUAUUUAGGACUGCUGUAUAGGGUUGAAAUUUUAGUAUGUUUUAGUCAAGGGGUUGUACAAACUUUUUUUUUAAAACCAAAUUUAUCUAAAUAUACAGGAUGUCCCAGAAAUGAAGGGUCAAAGUUAUCCAAUGAAAAAAAACUACAAUUGACAAAAGAACUUUUGAAAAUUCUCAAAAAAAAUAUUUGGGACCGCUGUACAGGGUUGAGAUUUUAGUAUGUUUUAGUCAAGGGUUUAUACUAACUUUUUUUUAAAACAAAAUUUUUUCUAAAUGUAUAGGAUAUCCCAGAAAUUAAGGGUCAAAAUUACCGAAUGAAAAAAACUAUAAUUGACAAAAGCACUUUCGAAAAAUUUAAAAAAAAAAAUAUUUAGGACCGCUGUACAGGGUUGAAAUUUUAGUAUGCUUUAGUCAAGGGCUUAUACUAACUUCUCUUUAAAACUAAAUUUUUUUUAAAUAUACAGGAUGUGCCAGAAAUUAAGGGUCAAAGUUAUCCAAUGAAAAAAACUACAAUUGAAAAAAGCACUUUUGAAAAUUCUCAAAAAAAUAUUUAGGACCGCUGUACAGGAUUGAAAUUUUAGUAUGUUUUAGCCAAGGGCUUAUACUAACUUUUCGUAACGAAUCAAUUUUUUUUUAAUCUACAGGAUGUCCCAGAAAUUAAGGGUCAAAUUUAUCCAAUGAAAAAAACUACAAUUGACAAAAGCACUUUUGAAACUUCUCAAAAAAAAUUAUUUAGGACUGCUGUAUAGGGUUGAAAUUUUAGUAUGUUUUAAUCAAGGGGUUAUACUAACUUUUUUUUUAAAACCAAAUUUAUCUAAAUGUACAGGAUGUCCCAGAAAUGAAGGGUCAAAGUUAUCCAAUGAAAAAAAACUACAAUUGACAAAAGAACUUUUGAAAAUUCUCAAAAAAAAUAUUUGGGACCGCUGUACAGGGUUGAGAUUUUAGUAUGUUUUAGUCAAGGGCUUAUACUAACUUCUCUUUAAAACUAAAUUUUUUUUUAAAUAUACAGGAUGUGCCAGAAAUUAAGGGUCAAAGUUAUCCAAUGAAAAAAACUACAAUUGAAAAAAGCACUUUUGAAAAUUCUCAAAAAAAUAUUUAGGACCGCUGUACAGGAUUGAAAUUUUAGUAUGUUUUAGCCAAGGGCUUAUACUAACUUUUCGUAAAGAAUCAAUUUUUUUCUAAAUCUAUAGGAUGUCCCAGAAAUUAAGGGUCAAAUUUAUCCAAUGAAAAAAACUACAAUUGACAAAAGCACUUUUGAAACUUCUCAAAAAAAAUUAUUUACGACUGCUGUAUAGGGUUGAAAUUUUAGUAUGUUUUAGCCAAGGGCUUAUACUAACUUUUCGUAACAAAUCAAUUUUUUUUUAAUCUACAGGAUGUCCCAGAAAUUAAGGGUCAAAUUUAUCCAAUGAAAAAAACUACAAUUGACAAAAGCACUUUUGAAAAUUCUCAAAAAAAUAUAUUUAGGACCGCUGUACAGGGUUGAGAUAUUAGUAUGUUAUAGACAAAGGGUUAUACUAACUUUUCUUUAAAAAUCACAUUUUUUCUAAAUGUACAGGAUGUUCCAGAAAUUAAGGGUCAAAUUUAUCCAUUGAAAAAAACUACAAUUGACAAAAACACUUUUGAAAAAUUAAAAAAAAAAUAUUUAGGACUGCUGUACAGGGUUAAAAUUUUAGUAUGUUUUAGUCAAGGGGUUAUACUAACUUUUUUUUUUUAAACAAAAUUUUUCUAAAUGUACAGGAUGUUCCAGAAAUUAAGGGUCAAAUUUAUCCAAUGAAAAAAACUACAACUGACAAAAGCACUUUUGAAAAUUUUCAAAAAAAAAUAUUUAGGACCGCUGUACAGGGUUAAAAUUUUAGUAUGUUUUAGUCAAGGGCUUAUGCUAACUUUUUUUUAGAAAAAUUUUUUUUCCUAAUGUACAGGAUAUCCAAAAAAUUAAGGGUCAAAAUUCAUCAUGUAUCGCAUGUGACCCCUCUCAUUAGAAUUUCACGUAGUAAAAAUAUACACGGUGUCGAUUUAAAAAUAACAAAGUUGCCAUUUACUUUCUGUUUAUCAACAUUAUAUGUUAAUUUCUAAAGGCAAAUAAAAAUGUUUAAAAGAUCGCCUGUUCUAUUUACAUCAUUUUCAAGAAAACAGCUAUUCCAGAAAUACGUGCUAACUUCCUUAUUCUAUAUAGUACACCUUGUAUAUUUUUACAUAUUUGGAUUCUACGUGAAAUUUUAAGAAAUCUGAUGGGUCACAUCACAUACUUUGGCAAAAUGGUUUUUGAGAUAAAAACAGUUGAAAACCAUAAAUGUUUUAAAAUUUUUCCAAAAACAACUUUUUAAUUUAAUUAAAAUCCGGAUUAGUAAAUAAUUGCUAAAAAUAAACAUGAAAACUAUUGCUUACUUCUUUAAAACAAUUCGAUUUUAUAACCUUUAAUUUUUUUAAAAUUAAUUAUAUCUCGCAAACUCUUUGAGUAAAGUAUGGCAUGUGACCCCUCAAAUUUUUUAAAAUUUUACGUAGAAACCGAAGAUACUAAAAUAAAUACGGUUUUACAAAGACAAUUUCGAAAUUAACUAGUUUCUUCCAGUAAAAAAAUAUUAUUUUUACUGGAUUACCUUAUAUAUUAAUACGUCUUCAUAUUCUAUGUAAAAUUCCAUUAAUUUUGAGGGGUCACUCGAUAUACUUUAAUAGACGGGUUUUUAAGAUAUAAGUCCUUUUUAUGAUUUUUAACCGCUUAUAUCUCCUGAACCGUUUGACGAAAGUAUAUCAUGUGACCCAUCAAAUUUCUUGGCAUUUCACGUAGAAUCCAAAAAUGCAAAAAUAUACAAAGUGUACUAUAUAAAAUAAAAGAGUUAGCACCUGUUUUCUGUAUAUCAGAAAGUGUUGCAUAAAAAUCUAAUAACAUAUAAGGUGUCCCAUAUAAAAUAAUCCAAUUUUCUACUAAUAAAGUUUCAAAAAAAAAUGUUUGUUAAACCACAUUGUACGUGCAAUAUACAUACAUUACUAACUUAUAGUCCAUAAAACUACUUAAAGUACAAAACCAAGUCAAAUUAAGUUCAUCCACAGUUUUUUUGGUGCUCGGUUUAGGAAAUUUUACAAAAUGGAAAUUAGACUGCGUCGGUGCCUACGGAAUGAAACAAAAAAAACUUAUAGGAAGAUUGUUAGGUUACGAUAUUAUUAAUAAUGAUUAUUGCUCUCUUUUCACUCAAUGAAUUUAGAAAAAGAAAAAAAAAUGAUCUCCCUUAUAAAAAUGUACAUAAAUGUGUACUUAUUCAUGUCAUGUCAAUGUCUAAAAUUGUUCUUUUUAUUUGUUUAUUUAUGUGAUGGUACUGCCACGAUUUAAAUAUUUUUGUAUAUUCUUGUAUAGUAUUUAUUAAUUUUUUUUAUUUAAAAGGUGAAUUUUCAAAUUAGCAGCCCCCCCUUCACUCUCACCAUACGUACCUAAAAACGUGUCUUUUUUAGAGAAAUUUACCCCAGCAAAUCGACAAAAGUUCAAAUUAAAAAUCAGGUGUUUUUUAUAUAAUAAAUUAUAUCGAGAAACGUUUUUUAUACAUAAUGAUAGAUUUAGUAACUGUUAAAUGUUCUAAAUAUAAUGUGUUACUUAAAUGGGAUCUAAUAUACAAAAUUUAAACCCAUAAAUGUUGUCCUCUAUAUCUAUACAAUGUCCCAUUUUCGAUGUUACGAUGGAAUAUUCCUAAGUGUCCCUACUAUAUUAUAAAUUAAUUAAAUGAAGAUUGCUAAAUGUAAAUUUAUAUCGGUGAUAAAUGUUAUAUAUAAAUAAUUGUUUGUAAAUAUUAGAUAGAUUUUUAUCGUAUUGCAAAAACAGAACACUAUUUUUCAGUACGUUUUAUUUUUGUGGACGGACGAGAGGUGAAUAAUUGCGUUUUUAAAUAACUAUUGUAAAUGUUUAUAUUUAAAUUAAGUGAGUACUUUUAUUAUAUAUAUAGUUUAUGUAAUAUUUUUGUCUUUACAAAAUAAAUAACACUAGAAAGUA
Anthonomus grandis grandis is the source of this 9541-nucleotide messenger RNA. RefSeq names its product ecdysone-induced protein 74EF (gene Eip74EF). Lineage: Eukaryota; Metazoa; Arthropoda; Insecta; Coleoptera; Curculionidae. Gene Ontology annotation, biological process: cell differentiation; regulation of transcription by RNA polymerase II. The transcript is spliced from 10 exons. Gene Ontology annotation, cellular component: nucleus. The coding region runs from base 1074 to 2576 and encodes 500 amino acids. Gene Ontology annotation, molecular function: DNA-binding transcription factor activity, RNA polymerase II-specific; sequence-specific DNA binding. The record is from RefSeq and is a predicted model, not a curated record.